Molecule: messenger RNA, 309 nt
Organism: Dendrobium catenatum
Lineage: Eukaryota; Viridiplantae; Streptophyta; Magnoliopsida; Asparagales; Orchidaceae
Product: EPIDERMAL PATTERNING FACTOR-like protein 2
Exons: 2
Coding region: 1-309 (102 amino acids)
Biological process (GO): guard cell differentiation; stomatal complex development
Source: RefSeq, a predicted model, not a curated record
AUGGUAAUAACUAAUAAGAAUGGUUGCAAUGCAGGUAGAUCUAUGUUCAUGCAAAAGGAACUUAGCAAGGAGGAUGAAGGCAAUGGGAUGGUGAAGGAGAGUUUCAUGAUUGGUUCGAGACCGCCGAGGUGCAAAGGGAUUUGUCUUAACUGCGGCCCCUGUGAGGCAGUUCAAGUUCCUGCAACUCCGCAGGAGAGAAAAUCUGUAGGGCAUUCUAACGUGAACAUUAAUGGAAGAGGAGAUGAAAGCUCCAAUUACAAACCCAUGAACUGGAAGUGUAAGUGUGGAAAAUUCAUCUUCAAUCCUUGA